UGCAUGGGGGCGUUUCAAUGCUAGUUUUUUACAAAAAAAAGUAAAUCCUAUAUAAACAAUGAGAUUUUUUAUAUUGGGAUAAUAUAUAACUGACAUUUGAAGUCUUUGAUUUGUUACGAGGUAUGGAACAUCUUUCUGUUAAAAGAAGUAAAAAUAGAAGAAAAAAACGUAAUGUGAGAAAGCGUCGACGCGAACGUAUCAAAUUAGAGGUUAAAUCAAUCAAAAGUCAACGAUUGAUAAGAGAGCUUGCUGAUGUUUCUUUUUGUAAAGAAGAAGUAAUAGCGAACACGAUGCAAGCUGAUGCGUUUUGGAAAAAUUAUGCAGCUGCUCAAGAGUGGCAAAAGAGGCACAGCGUAACAUGGUGGAGAUCUCGUUGUCUGGCUUUGGAACAUGAGAAUGAAAUAUUACGAAAUAAAAUUAGGUCUUUAAUUGGACAAAGUAAUAAACAGACUAACAAUAAAAAGACUUUUAAGCGACAACAGAAUAGUUGUAAAAAAGAUAAUAAUUUCCAAGAUAAUCAUAAAGACGAAUCUAAAAAUGAUCAGGAUUUAGAAUUUCACGUAGAUGAGGAUAUGAUGACCUUCUUAGAACAAAGUUUACGUCAUAAGAUGGAGUUGAAACAAAAACGCGAACAAGAAUUAGCAGCUAGCAAAAAAGAGAGUAUAGUUCCUGUGGAAGGUGGAGCAGCUUGGGCUCAUACUCGAAGUAAAGAAGCAAAAUUAUUAUAUGGCGAUGCCAGUCCCACGAUAUUGGCUAUGGAAACUGCUUUACAGGCCACGAUAGAAAGACACAAAGAUAAAUCAAAACCUCAAUAUUGGCCGAAUAUUCCUUUAAGACUAUAAACUAUUUCAUUUCUUAAAUUGUUUUAAUGCGUGUAAUUUAAACAUUUGUAAUAAAAAGAGUUUUCAAUUUCA
This is a messenger RNA of Vespula pensylvanica (western yellowjacket), 914 nucleotides long. RefSeq names its product gem-associated protein 8-like. The record is from RefSeq and is a predicted model, not a curated record. Gene Ontology annotation, biological process: spliceosomal snRNP assembly. The coding region runs from base 123 to 842 and encodes 239 amino acids. Lineage: Eukaryota; Metazoa; Arthropoda; Insecta; Hymenoptera; Vespidae. Gene Ontology annotation, cellular component: SMN complex. The transcript has 2 exons.